AUGGCUGGAGCAGUAGGUAAAACGUCGCAGAAGCCAGGGUCAGAGGUGGAUGGGCAGCAAGGUGUGGGGCGCACACUGUCGGGCAACGUGCUGUACCUGGCGGUGGUGGGGCUGUCGCUGCGCGUGCGUGGACCGGCCUACCUGGUGUACGCGGCGCUGGUGCAGCUGUGCGCCGCCGUUUACGUGGCCGUCGGUCUGUUCAGCAUCCACACCGCCCGAGGGGACGUGGACGCCAUUUCGCACACGCUGAUGCACAUACUCGAAGACGUCUCCGGUAUGACCAAGGCGGCGCUCUUCUUCAGCAAGAGGCAGUCCUUUUACCGUCUGGUGCGCGACCUGGAUCUGAUGGUGUCCGAGGACUGGGACCGCCCCGAGCUGGAGUCCGCACGCCGCUGGGCCCGCUGGAUGACCGUGUCGCUGAGUGUCUACAUCUACGCCGUCAUCCUGCUGUGGCUGCCGGCGCCGCUGCUGGCCGGCGGCGACCAGAAGCUGCUGCCGGUGGUGCAGAUCGAGGGAGUGGACUGGUCGCUGUGGCCCGGCGCGUACGCCGCGCUCUACGCCCUGCAGUGCGCUGUGCUCCUCACCCAGGUGCCCGUCGUCAUCGGCCUGGACUGCUUCUUCGUGGCGGCCAUGCUGCACGUGGGGGCCCUCCUGCAGCUGCUUGGGCAGCGCAUCUCUGGACUGCGGCUCUCUGGUGACGGUGCUGUGGACCUGACCGCUGACAGGGGACUCGCGAAGCGGCAGAUGCUGUAUUCAGAGCUCUGUUCCUGCAUCAGAAGCCACCAGAAAAUCACAAAGUAA
Messenger RNA from Schistocerca serialis cubense, 801 nucleotides. RefSeq lists its product as uncharacterized. The coding region runs from base 1 to 801 and encodes 266 amino acids. The transcript has 2 exons. Gene Ontology annotation, cellular component: plasma membrane. Gene Ontology annotation, biological process: sensory perception of smell; detection of chemical stimulus involved in sensory perception of smell. Gene Ontology annotation, molecular function: odorant binding; olfactory receptor activity. The record is from RefSeq and is a predicted model, not a curated record. Lineage: Eukaryota; Metazoa; Arthropoda; Insecta; Orthoptera; Acrididae.